ACUACUGCUGACAGGCUGCUGCUCAAGGAAAUAUUUUGCAUUCAAAGUUUUCUUACAAGACUUGCAAUAUUUAUAUUUACAUGCGAGAAGAGAACAAGAUGAUCAAGUUAUUUGUUUUUAUGUGGGUGCUUUCAAUUCCAGCAUCUGUAUCAACAGAUUCUCAUUCUUUCUGGGUCCUUAUAACACACAUUAAAGGAAACACUCCAUUUCCUGAAAUCAUUGGCACACUAAUGUUGGAUGACAUGACAGUAGGAUACUUUGAUUCAGAGACAAAGACUUACUUUACAAGAGGAAAUACUACAAAUGAAGAUGAUUUGUAUAAUCUGGGUGAUAAUAAUGCUGUAGGAGAACGUUUCUAUACGUAUCUUUUGUAUAAAUCAAGUCACGGAAAUAAUACAGAUAGUCUUAGAGUUUAUCAAUAUUUAGGUAUUUGUGAACUGUUGGACAAAGACAAACCAGGACAAUUUAUCUUCAAGAAUGCAUUUAAUGGCUCUACUGAAGAUGAAAUGAGAUAUUUUGAUGGCAAGUUUACAUAUAAAGGUCCUUUAAAAAAUAGAGAGGAUGACAAUAACCCCUUACUGCAAGUGUUUCUGUGGUAUCAAGAGGUUUUUUCCUACCCGAACUGCCUAAACACUCUCAGAUCUUACCUUAAAAAAAGAGGAGCUCAAAUAAAGAGGAAAGGUAAGUCUCCAACAUGCUUGAAAUAUAGAAAUGAGCUAAUUCCUUUUAACAAAUACAUUCUAGUCAAUGGUGUUAUAAAAAGAUAGGCCUGCAUUUUU
Pimephales promelas (fathead minnow) is the source of this 779-nucleotide messenger RNA. The record is from RefSeq and is a predicted model, not a curated record. Lineage: Eukaryota; Metazoa; Chordata; Actinopteri; Cypriniformes; Leuciscidae.